GUAGUGUCCCUCACAAGAUUUAAAGAAAAUAUGUUUAGAAGAGCGGGCCAAAAUCACACCUGAAUACUGCGGCCCGAUAAUUUCUUCAUACAGGAAGUGUCAUGAAGCGUCAUUACAAACAAACGCUUCUCGCUAAGUAUUAAAUACAUUUCAGUUAGCGUGUUCAAUGCUUUUCCCCGUGUCACUCCUCUUUAUUACACAUUACUUCGUUUAUGGACUUUAAUGUAGUGAAUUAUUUAUAUUUGUGGAUUUCUUGAGUUAAUACUGAUGUCUGGUGAAAAUUUCAUCUGAUUAACCUCAUUGGAAAUAUAUUUACUGAAAAUAAAAAAAGUUGACGUGUUCAAUACUUAUUUCCCCUCCUGUAUAUGCUAAUUAACAUGUCUGUCAUUCUGUUGUUCCUGUAUUCACAUUUCUUCUGACAUGGUGUUGGUGUGUAUCAGCAGUUGCUCCCACUGCGUCCGGUGUUCGUUCUGUAACGGCCAAACUUCAUCACCCCGUUUCCCUCACCUGUGACUCCAGAUGUUCUGGUGUACUCAAAUGGAGCCUGGUUAAUAAACCAGGUAGUGUUCUGGCUCGGUGUGAUCAGACCUCCUGCAGGCCGGAGGAGGGAUUUAACAUCUCUCAUGAUCAGUACCUGAAGGGGAAUCCACAUCUCACCAUCACUGCAGUUGAUUACAGUGCGAGAGGAUUGUACACGUGUCUGUGUGACAAUAAGGACGUCUGUAAUGUGCGUCUCCUCAUCGAGAGUAAGUACACUUCUGUUUGUCCAAUUGGUCCUAAAGGUGCAUCGGCUCCUUGUGUCAUUAGGUUAGGAGGGGUGAAACAGCCCCAGGUGGACCCACCGGUCAACCUCUAUUAUGAGCAAAGGACAGGGCAGUAACCAGCGAUCCACUUCAGUUUCCGGCCAACGCGGGGGCGAAAUCUCCAAGAUGUAUGACCAAGGGCUGCGGGAGAGAGACUCAGCUUGUCCCACCUGCAAGAAGCUGAGCCUCAAAGAAGCUUUCUUCUGCUCUCAGGAAUGCUUCAAGAGCAGCUGUCGGGAGCAUAAGAAACUCCACCGGAGAGCCCGUGCAGAGACCCAGCCCGGGAUCGAGAGGGUGACCUCGGAGCGCCCAUCAGAGGUCAUAGCACCAGAGCCCCAGCUGCAGGUUAACCUGGUGACCUCAGAGCUUGAACCUGAGCCCCACAAGGUGGGCUCACCUGCCGAGCUCCAGCAAGAGGUCAGCGUGGAGGCACCAACACCAGGCUCUGACGUCCAAGCCCAAGUCAAGUCUCAAGCUUCUGAAGUCCAAGUCCAGUUUCAAGUCCCUGAGGUCCAAGUCCAAGUCAAGCCUCAAGUCCCUGUCAAGUCAAGCCUCCAGGCUCUGAAGCCCAAGUCAAGCCUCCAGGCUCUGAAGCCCAGGCCAAGCCUCCAGGCUCUGAAGCCCAGGCCAAGCCUCCAGGCUCUGAAGCCCAGGCCAAGCCUCCAGGCUCUGAAGCCCAGGCCAAGCCUCCAGGCUCUGAAGCCCAGGCCAAGCCUCCAGGCUCUGAAGCCCAGGCCAAGCCUCCAGGCUCUGAAGCCCAGGCCAAGCCUCCAGGCUCUGAAGCCCAGGCCAAGCCUCCAGGCUCUGAAGCCCAGGCCAAGCCUCCAGGCUCUGAAGCCCAGGCCAAGCCUCCAGGCUCUGAAGCCCAGGCCAAGCCUCCAGGCUCUGAAGCCCAGGCCAAGCCUCCAGGCUCUGAAGCCCAAGUCAAGCUUCCAGGCUCUGAAGCCCAGGCCAAGCCUCCAGGCUCUGAAGCCCAGGCCAAGCCUCCAGGCUCUGAAGCCCAAGUCAAGCCUCCAGGCUCUGAAGCCCAGGUCAAGCCUCCAGGCUCUGAAGCCCAGGCCAAGCCUCCAGGCUCUGAAGCCCAAGUCAAGCCUCCCGUCCCUGAGGUCCAGGCCAAGCCUGCUGAUCCAGUUGACCAAGCUCUGCUAAUGUCUACGCCCAGCCAAGCUCCGCCCGCGCCCCAGUCUGCCGACACGGCCAGCCAAGCUCCGCCCGCGCCCCAGUCUGCCGACACGGCCAGCCAAGCUCCGCCCACACCCCAUUCUGUCGACACGGCCAGCUAAGCUCCGCCCA
This is a messenger RNA of Ictalurus punctatus (channel catfish), 2096 nucleotides long. RefSeq names its product coagulation factor V. The transcript is spliced from 2 exons. Bases 858 to 1952 code for a protein of 364 amino acids. NCBI's taxonomy places the organism in Eukaryota, Metazoa, Chordata, Actinopteri, Siluriformes, Ictaluridae. The record is from RefSeq and is a predicted model, not a curated record.